Molecule: messenger RNA, 2086 nt
Organism: Aplysia californica (California sea hare)
Lineage: Eukaryota; Metazoa; Mollusca; Gastropoda; Aplysiida; Aplysiidae
Product: kelch-like protein 26
Molecular function (GO): protein binding
Source: RefSeq, a predicted model, not a curated record
ACCUGAUGCAAGCAAAGGCCAUCGCUCACGAUUUUCCUGACAUCAGUGAUGCGAUUCUCUGUGGCUGAGACCGAGGCCAGUCAGUGGUUUCUUUGCUAAACCUGUUCAUUCAAGUCUAUCAGCUGGGGAUUUUGUCUCAACAUAAUUAUCAUUGGACUGUGCUGCUUUGAAACUAUUGAAGAUUAGCAAUGGAUGCUCCCGUCGAGACAAAGCCCAAUCCUUCAUUCAUUAAAGGAAUACUCAAAGGCCUCGGGGACCAGAAGAAUGACUCCGAUUUUUACGAUCUUGUCAUCCAAGUGGGAGAGGAAGAGAUAAAAAGUCACCGCGUUGUCCUUGUUGCCAGCUCAGGUUUUUUUCGAGGCAUGCUGGGAUCAAAGAUGAAAGAAGAUCUUGAGCAAAAAGUUCAGCUCGAAGGGAUACCCGAGCAGGCAUUUAAAAAAGUUUUGGAAGCCAUGUAUACUGGAUGCGACAUUUUGAACAAAGAAAACGUUUUAGAAAUCUGGCACAUAGCUAACCAGCUGGAGAUACUUUAUAUGUUGACAGAAUGUGAAGAGUUUGUGUUGUCGAUACUCUCUGCAGAGAACUGUGUUGUGUUCUAUCAGCACGCCCGACUGCUUGAGUCUAAGAAGGUUUCUGAAGCCUCGUGGAAAUACCUUCUUGAGCAUUUUGAUGAUGUGAGCUUACAGGAAAACAUACUGUUGUUGACAUUUGAAGAUAUGAAGAACCUGGUGCAGAGUGCUGACCUCGUUACUGAUUCCGAAGAUAACGUCAUUGAGAUCAUAGUCCGAUGGGUGACAUUUGAAAUUGAAUCUGGGAAAGAAGCCAGCGGGGCCGAAAUAAAGUCUAUGAGUCGCAGAGAAUGCCUACCAGACCUUCUCAAUCUGUCUCGCAUGUGCCUUGUUAGUGGCAAAUGUCUCAUGCACACGCUGUAUGGAAAUUCUGUCGCACAGGAAAGUAAAUGUGUCAAGCUUCUGAUAGACGAAAGUGUUGCUUAUCAGCUCAUGUUGGACCGCCGCCAUGACUUUUGUUCCCCUCAUGCCAUGCAUCGGAACAAGGGAACAUUCGCUAAUGUCAUAGUUAAGACACGUUCCAACAACUCGACACCCUUAGUCUGUCAUCGGGUGUACAAAUCGAAGCAAAGUAAUGUGGGGUAUUAUUCUUCUAAUAGGAAAGAUCGAUUAACCGGAUCGGAGAAAAUAUGUGUCUAUGGGAACAAUGUCCUUUUGGGUUUCAAGAGCCAAAAUCCAGAUACCCUUCAUUUUGCCGAAUGCAAAAUAGGUGCUGACAAUUCAGAAUGGGAUACCUUACCUGGAAUUGACAAAGCACAUGACUUAUUUUCAUUGACAGCUUUGGGGUCCUACGUGUUUGCAAUCACUAAAGGGACAAAGGUUUCUUUGUCGAGACUAAGUCCUACUAGCAGCAACAGAAAGUGGAAAACAGUGGAAAUAGCGGAAGAUCUCAAGGAGAUUGCGGCAUCAACAAGCGUGGAGAAUACAAUCAUAUUAUUUGAAAGAGGAUCAGAGGCCACCACGAUUAAAUGUGUGGACACUGCCAAGAUGAAGAUGUUUGAUCUCACCGAAGGGCAGUUUGAUGAAACAGCAAGCUUUGUUACGUUCAGGAAAGGUCGUGAAGCUUUUGCCAUCCAAAACAAUGGCAUCUUGUGGAGGAUUUCAACCACUGAAGAUCCCCCCUUUCUGAAUGUGCAGCAGGAGACUUUGCUGUGGGAUUUUAAGCGUACCAUCUAUGGAGUAGUUCUUUUCAAUGAUGAACUUUUAGUGUAUGGGCUUCCGUUUGGAAGUGCAAAAGGGCAGGAUGAGGUGUGGGAGAUAUCAGUGACUGGCAUAUUUAACAGAAUAAGGAAUGUCACUGUUGACGAAAGAGGUCUGUUUGCACUGACAAUAGUUCCCCAAAACAUGCUUGUUUGAAAUACACAUGUUUUCCCUAUUACGGAAUUUUCAGUCCAGUUUGAAUACAUUCUGCUGGUGGUGUUUGGUGUUCUCUGUUUUAUUCUUUUAUCCCCACCCCCUCCCACCUGUUAUGAUAUAUGUCAUUUUAUUAAUAGCAAGGUUUUUAUUCUUACCCAAAA